AUGGCACCGUCACAGCACCCCAAGUCGGCCGCCGCGCCGGCCACCACGUCCGAUCAGAUGUCGACCGCCUCUUCGCGUCCCACGAACGGCACGGCCCAUACGUCAGCCGAGACCGCUUACCCAUCUUCCAUGACAGAUUCAAAGCCGACUCAGUCGGGGCCUGGCAGCCGUGCGUCGGAUGAACAAGACGCUGAUGAGGCGUAUUCCAACCACAGCGAACAACACAUGGACCACUCGAACCCGGACGGCCACCCGUCCAAACCAUCUGGUCGCAAAAAGAAGAAGAAGGCAAAGAAAGGUCGUGCAGGCUCGCAGACGCUCGGAGAUGAAAGCUCCACCCCUCUGUCCACUCCUUCCGUUUCGAUGUCACACCCUCUUCCGCCGCCUCUGCCACCUCAUCUCGGCACCCGCACCAUCCUCAAGUCGGCCAAAGACCGUAGCAUAUGGAACACGUCGACGCAGGAAGAGCGGGAGAAUAUCAAGACCUUCUGGCUUGAAUUGGGCGAGGAGGAACGGCGGCAACUCGUCAAGGUCGAGAAAGACGCGGUGCUGAAGAAGAUGAAGGAACAGCAAAAACACUCAUGCAGUUGCACGGUGUGCGGGCGAAAGAGGACCGCUAUCGAAGAGGAAUUGGAAGUGCUCUACGACGCCUAUUACGAGGAGCUCGAGCAGUACGCCAACAACAACCAAGGGUCAUUCGAGAAGGGCUCGCCCAUCGUUCCGCCUCCUCGCUUAUAUCAACCACCGUUGCGUUCGCCCGGUCAACAUACGAGAACCCAAGGACAGUUUCAUCCCUCGAGGGGUCGAAUCCACGAGAUAACUGAAGACGAAGAAGACCUGGAAGAGGACUACGAUGAUGAGGAAGAAGACGAUGACGAGCCGUACAGUGACGAUGAGUUCGAAGACGAAGAAACCCGUGCUGCUCGUGCGGAUUUCUUUGCUUUUGGAAACAGCUUAACUGUAAAAGACGGAAUCCUUACGGUUGCAGAUGACCUAUUAAAGAACGAUGGGAAGCAUUUCAUCGACAUGAUGGAGCAAUUGGCGGAGCGCCGGAUGCAACGCGAAGAAGAUACACAGUACAAUAUAGCUGCAGCACAUCAGUCCCUUCAUAGCGGUCAUAAUCAUCCUCCAUAUGACGAAGAAGACUACGAUGACGAGGAAGACGAGGAGUAUGACAGUCAGGAGGAGGAUGAUUAUGACGAAGACGAAAUGGACACCAUGACGGAAGAACAACGCAUGGAGGAAGGCCGACGCAUGUUCCAGAUCUUCGCCGCUCGAAUGUUUGAGCAGCGUGUGUUAACAGCCUACCGAGAAAAAGUCGCCGAGCAACGCCAACAGAAGCUAAUCGAGGAGCUCAUGGAGGAGCAGACUCGAACGGAACAAAAGAAUGCCAAGAAAGCCCGCGAAGCCGAGAAGAGGAAGGAGAAGAAGCGCCUUCAGAAACAGGCCAAGGAGGAGGAAAAGGCCCGGCGCGAGGCUGAAAAGGCGGCCGAGGAGGCCGCUGCCAAAGCCGAGCAGGAGAAGAAGCUAGAGGAACAGCGAAGAAAACGAGAAGAGCAAAGGAAGAAACGGGAGGCCGAGCGGAAAGCCCAGGAAGAAGAGCGCGCACGCAAGGAAGCCGAGAAACAGCGGCGUCUGCGCGAAGAGCGAGAGAGACAGGCCGAAGCAGAGCGAAAACACCGCGAGCAGAAGGAGCAGGAGAAGAAGAAACGGGAAGAAGCUCGACGAAAAGAGCGCGAGGAGCGCGAAUUGAGGGAGAAGAAGGCCAAGGAAGAGCGAGAGCGCAAGGCCCAAGAGGACCAGAAGAAGGCCAACCAAGAGACUCCCGAAACGAAACGUACCUCGCACUUGGGACCUGUUCCUAUCCCGGCGAACUUGCAGCCGCAAGGAUCCUCAAGCCACCUUCAGUCCCCGCACCUUCAGAGCGCAUCUCCUGCUGUCCCUAAAGCUCCCACUCCUGCCAAAGCUCGCCAGCCGUCUCAACAAGGCUCUCACGGAUCGUCUCCGCGAUCCCAGCAGGCUAGCACGGAACCUUUCCACACAUCCAUCUCUCCGCGGUCAAUGGCGCCAUCUCAAUCGUCGGGAGCCUCCAGUGUGGCUUCCAAGCAAGGUUACGGACAACAGCCCAUGCUUCACCACCCCCAACCUUCCACGCCGCUGUCCCCUCUCGGCUCUGUGAACAGAUCGUUGCCUCCCGGGUUUGCCAGUGCUGGGUUACCGUCAAAUCCGCCCGGCUUGCCUGGCAUGGUUCCUCGGCCGCCGAUCGGACAUGAACUUCCUACAUACCCGCCACAUUCUGGACCGCUCAUGAAUCAACUCCGAGGUUUCCCGGCUCCUAACGGAAUCCCUAUUCCCCCCGGUAUCAAUGGCACUCGGCCUCUAGCGCCCGGUCGGGGAUUCCCGCUUGAAGCAGCCCCUGGUCUCCCGUUCCAUACACAGCAACCGAUUGCGGGAGCGUUUGCUUCGCACCAAGGUGGUAUGUCCCAUGGUCAUUCUAGACAACCGUCAGGGUCAUUCGAGCGUUCGCCUCUUGAACCGCAUGCGCAACCCUUCCCUAUCUCGCGGCCCAGUCCGAUCAAACGACCGCCUAGCACGCAGCAGGAGCAGAGUGACGCCAAUCGUGCCACCCAGCGUGAUGUCGACAACCUCAGUGCCCAGUUAGGCAGCAGUGCCCUCCUGGAUGACACGGACAUUCCGUUCACAUCAAAUCUCUCGCAGUCUCUUCCUGGUGCGACGGCUCCAGGAUCGCUGCCAGGGCCUACGCGAGCCAGCUUCGGUGCGCCGUCUCUGUUCCCAGAUCCUCUUGCAUCUAAACCCGGCGGUUUUCCAAUGGGCCCUGGUGUAGGGGCCAACACAUGGGGCACGCAGAUCCCAUUCGUUUCGUCCGCUUUCCCCGGAGCUCCGGCAUGGGGAACUGCACAUGGGAGCGGCUGGUCCAAUAACGCAUUUGGCUCAGGUGGUCAUCAUCGCGCGCACACAUCACGCCCCGUCGCAAUUCGGCUUUUGGUGAUUCAGGCUUGCAAGCAACUUGACACGAUGAGCUCCUCCAAGGCGGGAAGUGGUUAUCAUGAUGUGAAGAUUGUUCUGCAGCAGGUGGAGCAGCUCCGGCCAUCUAACGAACCUUCGAUCCCACUCAAGGAAAUGCUAGAUAUUUGCGACACGGAAGGCAACACGCAGAAUGGAGGUGGAUCGUUCUCUAUCAAGAAGGACGAGACGGGAGAGUUUGUCAAGUUCGAACCGGAUAACAACAGUGCUGCCUCAGGCCACAGAGGGAGCAUCGUACCUGGGGAGAUUGGCAGUCCAGUCCCGAGUAGCAGCAUGCCGGCGUUUGGCGGAAUCGGUAACACACCAUCUGUCCUCCGGCAGUUUUCUUCUCCAACGGGUUUCUAA
This is a messenger RNA of Aspergillus terreus NIH2624, 3390 nucleotides long. RefSeq names its product putative stress response protein Nst1. The transcript has 6 exons. NCBI's taxonomy places the organism in Eukaryota, Fungi, Ascomycota, Eurotiomycetes, Eurotiales, Aspergillaceae. The record is from RefSeq and is a predicted model, not a curated record. Bases 1 to 3390 code for a protein of 1129 amino acids.